Acanthosepion pharaonis is the source of this 951-nucleotide messenger RNA. The record is from the annotation of a GenBank genome assembly. Lineage: Eukaryota; Metazoa; Mollusca; Cephalopoda; Sepiida; Sepiidae.
AUGAAAAAUAAUAACUGUUUCGUUAACAAGCCCUUGUGCCAAAAACUAAGAUUAAAAAUCUUUGUUUUUUUCAUACUCUCCUUUAUUCUGUCUUUUCUUUAUUUUCUUUUUCUUCCUUUCUUUUCUUUUCUUCCUUUUUCUUUUCUUAUUCUUUUCCUUUCUUUUUCUCUGAUUCUCUUUCCUUUUUUUAUUUUUUCCUUCUUUUCUUAUUCUCUUUCCUUUCUUUUUUCUCUGAUUCUCUUUUCUUUUUUCCUCUUUUUUUAUUCUUUUUCCUUUCUUUUUUUCCUUUCUUAUUCUCUUUCCUUUUUCUUUUUCUUUCUUUUUCUCUUUUUUUUCUUUUUUCUUUUUUCUCUUUUUAUUCUUUUUUUUCUUUUUUCCCCUCUUUCUUAUUUUACUUUCUUUUUCUUUUUUUUUUUCUUUUCUUCUUUUUCCUUUUCUUUUCUCUUUCUUUUUUUUUAUUCUUUUCCUUUUUUUUCUUUUUCUUUCUUAUUCUCUUUCCUUUCUUUUUUCUCUGAUUCUCUUUUCUUUUUUCCUCUUUUUUUAUUCUUUUUCCUUUCUUUUUUCCUCUUUCUUAUUCUACUUCCUUUCUUUUUCUUCUUUUUCUUCUUUUUCCUUUCUUUUUUCCUCUUUUUUUAUUCUUUUUCCUUUCUUUUUUCCUCUUUCUUAUUCUCUUUUCUUUCUUUUUUCUCUGAUUCUCUUUUCUUUUUUCCUCUUUUUUUAUUCUUUUUCCUUUCUUUUUUCCUCUUUCUUAUUCUCUUUCCUUUUUUUUUUCCUCUUUCUUAUUCUCUUUCAUUUGUUUCUUUCUUUCCUUCUCUCCUAUGCUUCUUAUUUCGGAAAGAGUUUUUUCGCUUUCACAUCAUCAUCAUCAUCCUUUCUUUCUUUCUUUCUUUCUUUCUUUCUUUCUUUCUUUCGUUCUUUCUUUCGUUCUUUCUUGUUUAUUUUUUUCUGUAA